Raphanus sativus (radish) is the source of this 1000-nucleotide messenger RNA. RefSeq lists its product as uncharacterized. The transcript is spliced from 2 exons. The record is from RefSeq and is a predicted model, not a curated record. The coding region runs from base 414 to 932 and encodes 172 amino acids. NCBI's taxonomy places the organism in Eukaryota, Viridiplantae, Streptophyta, Magnoliopsida, Brassicales, Brassicaceae.
UUCCCAUUUAGCAUUGGUUUUCCCAUCUAAAAAAUAUAUCAAAGCUCAAGCAUUGAAAGAAAUAGAGUAAAGAAAGAACAAUCAUUUCAAAAGCAAAUCAUUCGUCACUUUCUCCUGCUUCCUCACCUAUCAUUCAAACCAAAAGCAAACACUACUUCCCUUUUUUUUCACUUAUCACUAAACUCACCCGAAACGACGUCGUUUAAUAUCUCAGUGAGACAAAAUCUCCAACAUCGUCGACCAGUGAUCACACAGAAAAAAUGCAAGAUCCACGCAACCAGGUUCCACCUUCUCCCACCAUCUCCUCCGUUUCUUCCUCCGAUCUUGAUACAGAGGUCAGUGUCUACAAAUCCUAAAUCAAAUAGUCGACAGGAUCAUUCUUCCAUGACAGAAGCAUCACACUUGGAACACUCAUGGGGUUUAGUUUCACAGCAACCAUGCCGAUGAUGCCGCCAUUCAGAGCUUCCUCUCACCGCCACGUGUCUCCCUCCAUCUCAAUCUCACGUGCCUCCAGCUCCAACGCAACAAGACGCAACCAGAGGAAACGUCCUCCUCCGAACUCGUCCGAGCGGCAUCGCCGUCGCAAGUGGUGGCGCUUCUGCCGAGACGACGACGACGACGACGCCGGGAACGGUAUGCACCGUGGCUCCGGUGAUUGUAGACGGUCAUCGCUCGGUGAGUAUCUGGAGGUGGAACGGAGGUCUGGAGACGAAGCUGUCUAUGGCUCAGCCGAGGCGGAGCUAGAGGGUGCGGUGGCGCGUUAUAGGGAACAGCAGCCGGCGGUGGUGGGGGAAAGAGCGUUGUUCGCCGACGGAAGAGUUCUUCCUCCGGCUUCGGCUGAGGUUGCUAGAGGAGAAGGUACGCCGGCGGUUACGGCACUUUGUAGAUUCCCGGUUUCCUUAACCGGCAUAUGCAGCGGAGGCGGAGGAUAAAUCUGUCGGUUGUAUUUUAAAUAUUUGUGUAUAUUUUAAUAAUAUUCAAUAUAUUUUUAGAAUCGUAA